Messenger RNA from Linum trigynum, 3576 nucleotides. The record is from the annotation of a GenBank genome assembly. Lineage: Eukaryota; Viridiplantae; Streptophyta; Magnoliopsida; Malpighiales; Linaceae.
UCAUAUGAUGCUCAAAUUGCUCCUUACAAGGAACCUUCUUCACAUCCUGUGGGAAGAUUGAUAAGUUCGAAGGCGAGAACUUUUGCUUGUGGCAAAAAAAAGACGUAUUUUCCUCUUGCGACUCUCAAAGUGGUGUAAGUACUCUGUAUCUUGAAAGUGAGUUGGAGGUGGAAGAAGUUGGCGAUGAAGAAAGAAAGAGGCGUCUUUCAUAAAUGAUGAAAUGGGAGAACGACAACUAUUUUUGUGUAUGUCACACGUAUAAUGAUUUCUCUGACUCGCUAUUCGAUAUUUACAAACUAUAUGAUAAUACUUUAGAUCUUUGGAUGCAUUAGAGGCCAAAUAAGUAAAUGUCAUAUUUGAUCACUGAGAUUACUAAAUCAUGUCAUGGUUAAUCACUAGAAAAAAUUAAUAUCAAUUUUGGCCACUUGAAUUACUGAAAUAGAUCACAUUUAGUCACUCUCCCGUUAGCCUCCGUCUAACUCUGGUCUCUUGAAUUACCUUCUUUUUUUAUGAAUGUCACUCAAAUUACUGAAAUAUGUCACAUUUAGUGGACGGAAACUAACGGGAGAGUGACUAAAUGUGACAUGUUUCAGUAAUUCGUGUGACCGAAAUUGAUAUUAAUUAUUUCUAGUAACUAAACAUGACAUGAUUUAUUAAUCUCAGUGACCAAAUGUGGCAUCUACCCGAGACCAAUUUACGAUGGAUGAGCUAUCUAGCAAGAAGUUUCUUGUAAAUAAUUUCUUUUAACACUUACAAAAUAGCAAUUUCUGAGAAUGAUGUGGUUUGGUGGAUGGACUCUGGAUCUAAUAAGUAAGGACCAUAAACAUGUUCAAGAAUUUCAGGUGUGUCGGGCCUGCUUCAAUGGGCUUUGAGAACCUGACAUAGCUAUUGGGCCAGCGGUACUGUUCUCAAUGCCAGGUCUCUCGCAUUUCCGUAGCCAUUGCUGAAUAUUCGCGAGUCGUCAGCACGGAUGGAAAGUGGAAAGAUUGCUUGACGCGAAAAGGUCAUUUCCAAAUUGAUCGAAACAAAGCUAAGUAUCCAUGGCUGGGAAGUAAGACAGUUUUGAAGUAAACAGCCAAUGGCUGUGAAUGAUGUAACCAAUGAUGCAAACUCACCAAACCUUGGCCGGAGAUCCGGUCGAUCAACUUUUCCUUGUAAACGAAAGCCAACAUUACAAGCGACAGAAAGCAACUGAAUAAACAAAACAACCCAUGAUGUAAUCUGGAGAAUUAUUUAUUCAUCGAGAAGCAACCAAAUGAAAGUGGGUGGUAGUGGUAGGUGAAUCAAAUCGGCCGGCAGAGGAGAAGAGAGAAAAAAAAAAUGGCAGGCCUAUUCGACAAGCAAUCGGAUCUGUACCUCGACGCCCGGCCCACUUACCCGCCGGAAUGGUACUCCAACCUCGCUUCCCACUCCCUCCUCCACUCCCUCGCUUGGGACGUCGGCACCGGCAACGGCCAAGCCGCUAUUGGGGUGGCGGAGCAUUACGACCAAGUUAUCGGAACCGACGCAAGCGAGCCCCAGCUCCGCCGCGCAAUCCCGCACCCGAAGAUCCGCUACCUCCACACUCCGCCGUCUCUCCCCGACGACGACCUGGUCUCCCUCGUCGGCGGGGAGAACUCCGUCGAUCUGGUCACGGUCGCGCAGGCGGUUCACUGGUUCGACCUCCCGAGGUUCUACGCCGUGGUUGGCCGGCUGCUGCGGAAGCCCGGCGGGGUCAUCGCCGUGUGGUGCUACAACGACAUCGUGGUCUGCCCGGAGUUUGACGGCGUGUUCAAGAAGUUCCACGACACUACGCUGCCGUUUUGGCACCCGAGUAUCCGCCACGUGUUUGAUGGGUACAGAAACCUGCCGUUUCCGUUCGACCCGGUUGGGUCCGGGUCCGGGUCCGGUUCGGGCGGGGAAGGGCGGCCGGUGGAGCUGGAUAUACCGAAGGAGCUGUCGUUCGAAGGAAUGGUGAGGAUGGUGCAGUCGUGGUCGGCGGUGAUUACGGCGAGGGAUGAAGGAGUGGAGUUGCUGCCGGAGAAUGUUGUGAAGGAGAUGGAGGUUGCGUGGGGCGGGGCGGGUUUGGUCCGGCCCAUUGUUUACAAGGCGUUCAUGCUCAUUGGCAAGAUUAAUCUCUCUAAUUAAUUCAACAAAGCACUCUUUUUCUUUUAAUUAGUGCAACUAUGAGAGUGUAUGUUGGUAAUAAUUAUGGUGGAGUUUGUAAUCGCAUGAUUAACUUAUUGGACUUAAUUCCAAAAUAAAAACUUAUUGGAUUUAAGAGAUUUUUUCAAUAAUAGCACCUAUUAAAAAAAAUUACAAAAAUAGCAUCCAGCCCACAAAAUUUACAAAAAUAGCACCAUUUUUAUCAAAUCGCACUUCCAAGGUGCGUUUUAUAGUUAAACCACACCCUCCAUGUGCGUUUUAUGUAUAAACCGCACCUUGGAGGUGCGUUUUGCGCCACGUCAGACUGGAAACUGCACCAGGAAGGUGCGGUCUGUGUUUCCUCGGGAGCAGGCUUGGAGACCGCAGGAUAAGGCAGCGAUCCAGUGGCGGACCGCUUGCCACCUCAGUGAUCCUUGCCACGGAUCGAAGACCGCAGCUGGCAGGUGCGGUCAGCACCUCGAUCAACUCAAACCGCAUCGGGAGGGCGCGGUUUCUGGCUGGGCUAAAUUACCAGACCGCCCCUGGAGGGUGCGGUCUGAAGGGUAUAAAUACCCUCUCCCCCCCCCCCCUCAUUUUUACACACCACAACCAUUCUUCACUCUCUCUCUAGAAUUAUCUCUCUAACCCCUCCCCUCCCAAAAGGCUAGGAAAUAGUGGUCUGUUGGUUGCGGCUAAGUCCGAUCUGCCAUCAGAAAACAUUUCUUUGGUUUUUCCCUCCAAACCCGCCGAAUUUAUGUCCGACUUUCACGAAAAAAUGGACGAGUGGUUCCAAGGAGAGGGAGUUUAUUAUGAUGAAUUUCAAGCGGUACGUACUCAUUAUUUUGGUCAAUUUUUGUUUUUGUUAUGAGCUUUUUAAUUAUCUAUGUACUAACCUUGUUGUUAUUCUCUCAUAGGUUGGGGACGACGUGAAUAUAUACAACCAACGGUACUAUUUGGAUCAAGGGCCUAUUGAUCCAACCGACUUGUACGACCAACCCAACCAUCGUUCAAGGGAUAUUUGGAACGAUCACCCGAUACAUACAAUUCUUCAUCAUUUAUCUUUCUUUUAUUUUGCUAAUGUACUUAGUGGAAUAUAAAAUAAAUUUGAAAUAAUUUAAUAGUAUUGGUUGUUUUCAAUAAUUUAAUCGAAUACAUAGCGCCACUUACUUCGACUCUUUAUAAAGAGAUGCACGUCUAAGAAAAUUGGGUUUUAAGCAUUAUCAUGAUCCUCCCAUUUCCUGGGAAAAUCGGGUAUUAAGAGAUCUUCGGAUCCCCCCUUUUUCUGUCAAAAAGGCUGCGUUUCCAAGAAGAUGUAUACCUCUUCUAAGAGUCUAACGAGUGUUGCAUUGUAUUCGAUUAAAUUAUUUAAAACAACCAAUAUGAUUAAAUUAAUUACCAAACAACCAAUACGAUUUGUGUUUAUGUGUACUUAAAUGAAUUUUAUUAAUUUCA